AGUGGGAGAGGAAUGGCGCCGGUGGCUAAGGACCAAGAACAGACACCGCUGUAAAAGCUUAGCAGGAAGACGUGGAAAAAAUUUGAAAGCAAUUGAUACAUCAACUUCUGGUAGAGUUCCUUGAUUCAUUGGGACUUGAAUAUCAGCAGCCAUUCAAAUUGAGAAGAAAUGUUUGCUUUUGGCUGCUUGAGAGAUUUUGGACACUGGUGUGGCAGGAAGAAUACUGAGACACCUGAGUGAGGGAGAUCCAGUGCGCUGACUGUGGAAAGUGCUUCACACCAUUUCCUCAGCUUGGGAGAAUCAAAGUCUCAGGACUCAGUGGGGAGAGACUGUGUACCCGCUCUGCCUGUAAUUUCCAACACAGAGCGACACAAGGGAAAGCUCUCCCCAUGGGGAAACCGUGGAAAUGUGGGGACUGUGGGAAAGGAUUCCCUUCCCCCUCGGUGCUGGAAAUCCACAGACGUAUUCACACUGGAGAGAGGCCAUUCAUCUGCCACUGUUGCGGGAAAGGAUUCACUCAGUUGUCUCAGCUGCAGACACACCAGCGCGUUCACACGGGGGAGAAGCCAUUCACCUGCUCAGUGUGCGGGAAGGGGUUCGGGAAUUCUUCCAACCUGCGGGCGCACCAGCGGGUCCACACGGGAGAGAAGCCGUUCAUGUGCUCGAUGUGCAGGAAGGGGUUCGCAGAUUCAUCUGCACUGCUGAUCCACCAGCGGAUCCACACCGGGGAGAGGCCAUUCACUUGCUCCGAGUGCGGGAAGGCUUUCCAUCGUACAGGCAACUUGCGGAAGCAUGAGCGGGUCCACACGAGGGAGAGGCCCUUCAGGUGCUCUGAAUGCGGUCAGGGGUUCAGUCAGGUGAGCGACCUGCAGAAUCAUGAGCAGGUCCACACGGGGGAGAGGCAACUCACCUGCCCAGAGUGCGGGAAGGCCUUCGGUCGUGAGGGCGACCUGCAGAGGCACCAGCGGGUCCACGCUGGAGAGAGGCCGUUCACUUGCCCCAAGUGCGGGAAGGCCUUCCGUUAUGUCAGUAACUUGCAGACCCACCAGCGGGUCCACACAGGGGAGAGGCCGUUCACCUGCCCCAAGUGUGGGAAAGGGUUCCGUUACGUCAAGAACUUGCGGAUCCACCAGCGAGUCCACACAGGGGAGAGGCCAUUCACCUGCUCCGUGUGCGGGAAGGCCUUCAGUCAUGGGGGCAUCCUGCAGAGGCACCAGCUGGUCCACACGGGGGAGAGGCCAUUCACCUGCCCAGAAUGCGGGAAGGCCUUCAGUCUUGUGGAUGACCUGCGGAUCCACCAGCGGGUCCACACGGGGGAGAGGCCAUUCACCUGCUCCGUGUGCGGGAAGGGGUUCAGUCAUGUGGGCAAUUUACGAAAGCACGAGUGGGUCCACAAAGGGGAGAGGCCGUUUACCUGUUCUGCAUGUGGGAAGGGAUUCAUCAAUUCUUCCAACAUGCUGACCCACCAGCGGGUCCACACCGGGGAGAAGCCAUUCACCUGCUCUCAGUGUGGGAAGGGCUUCACCCGUUCCUCCUGCCUGCAGAGGCACCAGCGCGUCCACACGGGGGUGAGGCCAUUCACCUGCACUCAGUGCGGGAAGGCCUUUACCCGGUCCUCCACCCUGCUGAGGCACCAGCGCGUCCACACGGGGGUGAGGCCAUUCACCUGCACUCAGUGCAGGAAGGCCUUUACCCGGUCCUUCACCCUGCUGAGGCACCAGCGGGUCCACACCGGGGAGAGGCCCUUCAGCUGCCCCGGGUGCGGGAAGGCCUUCAGCACAUCCUCCGCCCUGCUGAUCCACCAGCAUGUCCACACCGGGGAGAGGCCAUUCACCUGCUCUCAGUGCGGGAAGAGCUUCACCUGCUCCUUUACCCUGCGGAGCCACCAGCGCGUCCACACGGCGAAAAGGCCCUUCAGCUGCCCCGAGUGCCGGAAGGCCUUCAGCACUUCCUCCGCCCUGCUGACUCACCGACGGGUCCACACGGGGGAGAGGCCCUUCAGCUGCUCCGAGUGCGGGAAGGCCUUCAGCAGAUCCUCCACCCUGCUGAAGCACAAGCGGAUCCACACAGGGGAGAGGCCGUUCAGCUGCUCCAAGUGUGGGAAGGCCUUUACCCAGGCCUCCACCCUGCAGACUCACCAGCGGGUCCACACGGGGGAGAGGCCAUUCACCUGCUCUCAGUGUGGGAAGGGCUUCAAGUAUUCCUCCCACCUGCUGACCCACCGGCGGGUCCACACAGGGGAGAGGCCCUUCAGCUGCCCCAAAUGCGGGAAGACCUUCAGCGAUUCCUCCACCCUGCUGAGGCACCAGCGGAUCCACACUGGGGAGAGACCGUUCACCUGCUCUCAGUGCGGGAAGGCCUUCACCCGCUCCUCCACCCUGCUGACCCACCAGCUGAUCCACACCAGGGAGAGGCCCUUCAGCUGCCCCGAAUGCGGGAAGGGCUUCAUCUGCUCCUCCAACCUGCGGAGCCACCAGCGAGUUCAUGUGCCAUCGCAGGGGGAUUGAAGGAGUGACAGCGAGACCCAUUAUCGAUUGGACUAUCAACCCGGUUCCAGGGACUCCCGGGUUUGAAUCCCGCCACGACAGAUGGCAGAAUUGGUAUUCGGUCAGAAAUGUGGAAUUCGGAAUCUAACGAUGAGACCGCUUCAGGGAGGGGGUGGUGCGGGGGUGAAAGCCCCCAUCUGAUUCCCUCUCUCCCUUGUUAGGGAAGGGAACCGCCAUUGUGGGAAAGGAUACACUCAGUCGUUCCAGCUGCAUCCUUUACCCGGUCUGGCCUACACGUGACUCCAGACCCACAGCAGUCUGGUUGACUCUACACUGCCCCUUCCUGGUAAAGGAGCGGGGAGAAACUUAUUUGGAGACAGGGUAUGGGUUGAAAUUGCUGAGUGAGGCAAUACUUCCUCCGGGUUACAGCUAUACCAAGG
Molecule: messenger RNA, 2926 nt
Organism: Hemiscyllium ocellatum (epaulette shark)
Lineage: Eukaryota; Metazoa; Chordata; Chondrichthyes; Orectolobiformes; Hemiscylliidae
Product: zinc finger protein 850-like
Exons: 3
Coding region: 390-2507 (705 amino acids)
Source: RefSeq, a predicted model, not a curated record